Molecule: messenger RNA, 1600 nt
Organism: Fundulus heteroclitus (mummichog)
Lineage: Eukaryota; Metazoa; Chordata; Actinopteri; Cyprinodontiformes; Fundulidae
Product: torsin-1B-like
Exons: 4
Biological process (GO): protein localization to nucleus; nuclear membrane organization
Cellular component (GO): nuclear envelope; endoplasmic reticulum lumen
Molecular function (GO): ATP hydrolysis activity; ATP binding; kinesin binding
Source: RefSeq, a predicted model, not a curated record
UGCCCUUCAUGUGUAAAUUCUCUAGGGCUCAAGACCGACCUGGACAGCAAGCUCUUCGGGCAGCACAUCGCGUCCCGCAUCAUUUUAAAAGCCGUGACCGGGUUUAUGAGCAACGACAACCCCAAGAAGCCCCUGGUGCUCUCCCUGCACGGAUGGACCGGCACCGGGAAGAACUUUGUGAGCAAGCUCAUCGCCGAUAGCAUUUAUGCAGAGGGAAUGCACAGCGGCUUCGUCCACGUGUUCACGUCCACGCUUCACUUCCCGCAUGCGGAGCACAUCGCCACCUACAAGUCUCAGUUACAGCAGUGGGUCAGAGGAAACGUGUCCAACUGUGAGCGCUCCAUGUUCAUCUUUGAUGAGAUGGACAAGAUGCACCCGGGCUUGAUUGACAGCAUCAAGCCGUACCUGGACUACUAUGACAAGCUGGAUGGCGUUUCUUAUCGGAAGUCAAUAUUCAUCUUUCUCAGCAACGCAGGAGGAGACAGCAUCAUCCAGACAGCCCUGGAUUUCUGGAAUGCAGGGAGAAACCGAGAAGAGAUUGAGCUCAAAGACCUGGAGACGGCCCUCUCCCUGUCUGUCUUCAACAACAACAACAGCGGCUUCUUUCGUACGAGCUUGAUCGACAAGAGCCUGGUGGAUUUCUUCGUUCCCUUCCUGCCUCUGGAGUACAGACACGUGGUCCAGUGCGCCAUGGCUGAGAUGAAAGCCAGGAACAUGAAACCGAACCACGAAACGGCGGACAACGUUGCCAGAGACUUGGUCUACUUCCCCAAAUCCGAGAGGGUGUUCUCCGUCAAAGGCUGCAAGUCGAUAGAGAGCAAACUGGACUUCUUCUCAUAACGUGAGCAUCUGAAGGACCCAAGGAUGAGCCACUACAUGCACUUUAAGAAAAGAAAGAACUUUGAAGCCAAAUGACUAAAGACAGGAAGCAAUUGUGACCGGAGAGAGUUUUGUGGAGGUUUCCCUGUCUGACCUUGUGGCCACCAGCGUAACAGGAGGCCUUCUCGCUUACACUGAAUGAAGAGAUCAACGUCAGCACAAUAAAAUAUUCAAACGAUCGGGACACGAUCCUUUGUCGCUGGUUGAAGAGCCCAAUCUCUGCUUUUAUGUUGGCAGCCUCAGACGGUUGUUUUCUGGGGGAAAAAACUUUUAAUAGCGGAUGAUGUCUCCUGCCAGGGAAACCCUUACCCUGUGGAGUGGCUCUACACCGCGGUCUCGGUGUGAACAGCCUAUGGGAAGUAACUGCCUUAAAUCUUUAUCUCACUGUCUCUCUUUUUUAGCGGAACUAAUUUUACACAUCCGCCAGACUUUUGUGUUGAGGGUAGGGGAACAUAGCUGAAAAAUUCUUUAUUUUAAUUCACAGACUCUUAAUUUCCUUUUUUAUUCUGUACUGUCAAAUCUCAUGACAUGCUUGCAAAGAUUACAUGUGAGUAAAAUGAAAUGUCAAAACACGAUUGACUGUCCGCCGUCUCUGACUCAGGAUCGUCGUCUCAUCAUAGGUUCUGAAGAUUUGGGAGAGAAAGAAAUUUGUGUUGGCCUAAUAUUUCCUAACCCGAAGCUUUGUGUGUAAUAAAAAGCGGUUCUCCCAAGUCUGCACAUC